CAUGAGAAGAAAGGGCCCAAAAAAAAUUCAAAAACAUACAACAGCAGGGAUUCGCCAGUGGUCACCCACCUGACUACUAAUCCGCCGGUUAAAGGCUUAUCGUGUGGAGAGCGGACGGGAUCCAGAGUGUUCCUUUGCCUGUGGUCGUAUGUG
Molecule: messenger RNA, 153 nt
Organism: Cucurbitaria berberidis CBS 394.84
Lineage: Eukaryota; Fungi; Ascomycota; Dothideomycetes; Pleosporales; Cucurbitariaceae
Exons: 1
Source: RefSeq, a predicted model, not a curated record